AUGAGUGAAGAACAGGUCUCGUCUACCGCUGAGGCUGUGCAGCGACAAGUUCGAGUGCAGCUCUCGAGCCAGCAGGAGGAUGUUGCUCUGCCUGAAAGCACAGGUCCCAUCCUCGUUCCCACUGGUCUGCGUCGUUAUGCUCUGUCUACCCUGGUGAAUAACCUUCUGGGCAGUGAGAAGCCUAUCCCGUUCGAGUUUUUGAUCAACGGAACCUUUUUGCGUACCUCGAUUGAUGGAUAUUUGACCGCCAAUGGUAUUUCUGCUGAGACUACCCUCGAGAUUGAAUAUGUCCGAGCUCUUAUCCCCCGCUUCACAUCGCAUCGUUCCAGCAUGAUGACUGGUUACGAUGGUCUGCUUCGGAUAUGGAACAUGUCGUCGGAGAUCAUUGCGACCUCGCCUGGGCCUACGGAAGGUGGACACACUGCGUCUAUCAAGGCCGCCAAGUUCGUGUCUCCCAAUCAGAUUGCGUCCACCGGUCUAGACCGCUCUGUUCGUUUGUGGAAGUACACUGAGAACGAUGAGUUCUCCGGCAAAAUUACUCCUCAGCUGGAGCUCUACGGACACAAAUCAGCGAUUGAAUCUCUGGCUGUACAUGCGCCUUCCAACCGUCUUCUCACGGCCUCAGCCGACCACACUGUCGGCUUCUGGUCCACGAAGAAGGCCGACGGCGGUCCCGCUCCAGAAAGUCUUCUCCCUUCCGCAAUCGGUCGGACUUCAAAGCGACGCAAGCUGAACACCUCCGUCAGCACGCCGCAGCGUGGCCCGUUGUCCCUUCUUUCGGGCCACACUGGCCCUGUCUCCGCCGCCAUCUUCGACGCAAGAGAUUCCACCGUCGGAUACUCGGCCUCUUGGGAUCACUCAUUGCGAACAUGGGAUCUAGUUACUGGCGCUCUAGUUGAUACCCGUUCUACUUCCCACUCUCUUCUCUCUCUUGAGCACCUUCCCGAACAUCACCUCCUGGCAGCAGGUACCUCUGCCCGACACAUCACCUUGAUCGACCCCCGAGUAUCUGCCACUACCGUCACGGCCUUGACGCUCCGAGGACACACAAACGCCGUCGUCAGCCUCGCCCGCGACCCUCACAGCACCUACGGUCUCAUUAGUGGUAGUCACGACGGCACAUGCCGAAUCUGGGAUAUCCGUUCUACCAAAACCGACAAGGACGGCAUUGUCGGUGAGAGCGUUUAUUCGAUUGGCCGCAAGAGCCUCGAGGAGGAAGGCAAGGCCGACAGCAAGCGCGUGGGUGGUGAAGGUGUCAAGGUUUUCAGUGUGUGCUGGGACAAGGAGGUUGGCAUUGUCAGUGCCGGUGAGGACAAGCGCAUUCAGAUCAACCGUGGCGAGGGUGUCUUGUCUACGAAGCAGUAG
This is a messenger RNA of Penicillium maclennaniae, 1365 nucleotides long. RefSeq names its product WD repeat WDR12/YTM1 family ribosome biogenesis protein. Gene Ontology annotation, biological process: ribosome biogenesis. The coding region runs from base 1 to 1365 and encodes 454 amino acids. Gene Ontology annotation, cellular component: preribosome, large subunit precursor. Lineage: Eukaryota; Fungi; Ascomycota; Eurotiomycetes; Eurotiales; Aspergillaceae. The transcript has 3 exons. Gene Ontology annotation, molecular function: protein binding. The record is from RefSeq and is a predicted model, not a curated record.